This is a messenger RNA of Apis laboriosa (Himalayan honeybee), 1386 nucleotides long. RefSeq names its product inactive hydroxysteroid dehydrogenase-like protein 1. Bases 385 to 1335 code for a protein of 316 amino acids. NCBI's taxonomy places the organism in Eukaryota, Metazoa, Arthropoda, Insecta, Hymenoptera, Apidae. Gene Ontology annotation, cellular component: endoplasmic reticulum. The record is from RefSeq and is a predicted model, not a curated record. Gene Ontology annotation, molecular function: oxidoreductase activity. The transcript has 5 exons.
UAUAUAUAUAUAUAAAGUCAAAAUAUGAAAUGAAUUUAUUUAACAAUGACAAUAUGGAAUUAUAAGGCAAUAUUCCUUUAUAGAAAAAAUACUAUAUAUCUUGGGAUACGGAUGAAACAAGAAUAACUGUCAGUCGCGUCUGACAUUGUUGGCUGUGAAAACAUGCGCGGACGCAAAGAAACUAAAAUUACGAAAUAUCGCAUUAAAUGUUAAUUAAAUAUUAAGUAUCGUUAUUAUAUACUUAUCGAGAAAACGUGUAAAAAUCAUGAAUGAUCGAUACGAUCGAAAUCUAUUAAUUUAAAAACUUGUAUCAAAAUUGAAACGAUUCUAUAAAAAUAUUAAUGUGCUGAUCAAACAGAUUUCCAACAACGUAUUCAGCGGAAAAUGAUAUUGGAAAUUGUAUUCUGGCUGUUUAUUACUUUGCUGCUAAUCUCGCUGCUUUUGACUUAUAUUUUUAAUAUGGGGACCACGUUAUGGGAGAUUUUUGUAUCAUUAAUCAAUACGAAAACAGUCGAUUUACGAACAAAAUUCGGCGAAUGGGCAGUGGUGACUGGAUCCACCGAUGGAAUUGGCAAAGCAUAUGCAAAAGAAUUAGCUACAAGGAAAAUAAAUUUGGUGUUAAUCAGUCGAUCCUUGGAAAAAUUAGAAAAAACUAGAAACGAAAUUAUGCAAGAGAAUCCAACUGUUGAAAUAAAGAUUAUCGUAGCAGAUUUCAGCAAAGGAAAAGAAAUCUUUGAGAAACUAGCAGAACAACUAAAAGAUAUUCCAAUUGGUAUUUUAGUCAAUAAUGUAGGCGUGCAGUAUAGUCAUCCUAUGUAUCUCGGAGAAGUUCCAGAAGAUGAUUUGUGGGAUAUCAUCAAUAUUAACAUUGGAGCCACUACAUUAAUGACACGUAUAGUCAUCGGACAAAUGCAAAAGCGAGGUAAAGGCGCAAUUGUUAAUGUAUCAUCCGCUUCGGGAUUUAUACCUUUGCCAUUAAUGACUGUAUAUUCUGCGACGAAAGUUUACAUUAUAAGUUUUACCGAGGCCCUCAGAGCUGAAUAUUCUAAAUUUGGAUUAACUAUACAACAUUUAUCUCCAUUUUUCGUCAAUACAAAAAUGAAUGCGUUCAGCAAUUGGUUACAGGUAUCCAAUAUAUUAGUACCUAGUGCAACAACUUACGCCAAAAAUGCAGUCAACACUCUAGGAAAAAUUGAUUCGAGUACAGGUUAUUGGAGUCAUGGAAUUCAAAAGAUCAUCGUACUUCUUGUACCAAUAGAAAUAAGAACAAAAUUGGCAAUGAUUUUAAAUAUGAUUUUCAGAAAAGAAUAUUUUAAACAAAAAAGAAAUAUCUAAGCAUAACAUGCUUAAAAUUUAUAUGUUUAUCGCCAUUGCUUUAAACUAAAA